AUGGCCGAAGUAUCUCUCAGUCGCAAUGACCUCAACGUGUUGGAGAAGAUCAAGGAUCCCGACUUCGACCCCGCAGCCAUUGUCAUGUUGGACCAGUCGCUGCCGCGCGAUCCCCACAUCACCGACAGCGCCGUCUACGAGCGAGUCAUCCAGAUAGAGCGCGAGAUAAUCUUGUCGAUGCAGCAGCUCGAGCUUCAAUUGGCAGGACUCAAACCCAAGACCAUCGCCGAGCCAGUUGAAGAGUAUAAAAGCUUGCUUUCCAAGCUGGACGACUUCGUCUCCGAGUACCCCAAUUAUGCCAGCGCGCGCAACAACCGGACCCAAGCUCUGAGGCGGCUUUACGGUGACACCAUGCUCCUCGACAAUGCUGAGGAUGCACAGCGUCUGGUACGCGAGCCCAGCCCGGACGAGAGGGCCCGGGCGGCGGCCACCGCGCUCAGCGACACCGAGACAUCUGUUCGUCUGCUGACGCCCAAGCUGGCCUUUGGCGCCAUGUCGCCGCAGUCGGCCAAGACGCUGUCUCUCGCGUACACGCAGCGUGCAGCCAUUUACCAUACGACGUCCAAGCUCAUCGGAGAGGGUCGCGUGGCCGUGGGCCAAGACAGAGAAGAGUCUAGCUGGGCCAAGAUUGACUUUGAAGAGGCGGCUUCUCGGGACUUUGCCAUGGGUGGCAGGCUCGGCAAUGAGAUUGCCAAGGGUCUGGCAGUCAGCACGAACCCGACAGCUAAGCUGUGCGGGCAGAUGGUGCGCGAGGCGAUGAAGAAGGAGUACGGGCCGGAUUAUGGAAAUUGA
Verticillium dahliae VdLs.17 is the source of this 792-nucleotide messenger RNA. RefSeq lists its product as uncharacterized. Lineage: Eukaryota; Fungi; Ascomycota; Sordariomycetes; Glomerellales; Plectosphaerellaceae. Gene Ontology annotation, biological process: cilium assembly. Bases 1 to 792 code for a protein of 263 amino acids. The transcript has a single exon. The record is from RefSeq and is a predicted model, not a curated record.